CUCGCUCCCACGGUCGUCGGGUCUGCACGCCCCGAGUCGGGCGGGGCGAGGGGCGAGGGGCGGCGCAGGGUCCCAGCGUGGGGCCUCCCCACCUGCCCACCAGGGAGACCUCGAGUGCCGGGCCGGGUGGGACUCGGGGUCGGUCCAGUUCGCGGACGCGGCCGGAAGGCCCCCGCAGGCCGCCUCGCCGCGGGAGUCCCUGUCGCCGUAGAAUCCAGGCUCGCCGUCUCUCCCCACGGUUCAUCCAGGGCCUCGUCCUUGCCCCAUUUACGCGGCGUGCCUGAAUGCCUGUGUGUGCACAUGCGCCUGUGUACGUGUGCAUGUGUUCGUGUGUGUGCAUGUCUGCGUGUGCAUGUGUGCCUCUGCAGGUGUCUGCACAGGUAUGUGUCUGCGUGUGCAUGUGUCCCUCUGCAGGUGUCUGCACAUGUAUGUGCGUGUGUAUGUGUGCCUUUGCAGAUGUCUGCGUGUGCAUAUGUCCCUCUUGCAGAUGCCUGCACAUCUGUGUGUCUGCGUGUGCAUGUGUGCCUCUGCAGGUGUCUGCACAUCUAUGUGUCUGCGUGUGCAUGUGUCCCUCUGCAGAUGCCUGCACAUCUGUGUGUCUGCGUGUGCAUGUGUGCCUCUGCAGGCAUCUUUGCAUGUGUGUGUCUGCGUGUGCUGCUUCUGUCUGUGCAUGUGCUCCUGUGUGUGCGUGCACUUGCUUGUUUGUGCAUCCAUGCAUGUGUUUGCGUGCGUGCUGGAGAAGAGCAUUGGGUGGGACCCUCCAGCCUUUCGGCUUCUCCUCUGCUCUAGAGAGCAAGGGGUGCCAGGCCGAGGCCCGCCCUUCGGUCUGAGGGUCUCACCAGGUGCACAUUGGUUUAUUUGGUGCAGAAUUCAGGCAGCGGGCAAAGGGCCAGCUCCAUCCAAGAAGAAGGGUAAUGCCCCCACUACUUCAUCCCCUCCACCGUGCAUUGUGUAGGGAACUACUCUAGACCCCAUUAGAAGUUUUUUUGCGGGGGAGGAACAGAAGAGAGAGCGGAAGAAGAAUUACAAAAGAGACUGAAGUCAAGAUUA
Molecule: messenger RNA, 1050 nt
Organism: Symphalangus syndactylus (siamang)
Lineage: Eukaryota; Metazoa; Chordata; Mammalia; Primates; Hylobatidae
Source: RefSeq, a predicted model, not a curated record